This is a messenger RNA of Exserohilum turcica Et28A, 1773 nucleotides long. RefSeq lists its product as uncharacterized. The transcript has a single exon. The record is from RefSeq and is a predicted model, not a curated record. NCBI's taxonomy places the organism in Eukaryota, Fungi, Ascomycota, Dothideomycetes, Pleosporales, Pleosporaceae. The coding region runs from base 157 to 1773 and encodes 538 amino acids.
GUGACUUCGGCUAGAGAUGGAAUCGGCGGAUGGAAGGACCUUCCGAAAACAGUUUGCAUAACCCUAAAAGUGCCAAGAAACAAGCUGAGCGCUCUGACUGGUCUUGAUCCAACAGAUGUCGGUACUCCAAUCGGCCACUGUAUCGUGCAGUCAUCUAUGAGUUCGAUAGUCGGGCGCUGGCAAAAUAUCUUCUCUGGAAUCCAACUUGCGUUUGGUAUCAUCUCGACCGUUGGCGAGAUUCAUAGCAACGAAUAUGCAAUUCAGGUCUCUGAGGACGACUUGAGGUGGCAGGGUAAAUUCCCACUUGUGGUCUCAUUCAUGACCCCAUCUUGGUUUCUGCUGCUUGAGCCGAAAACUGCCAUCAUAGCUUUUGGACUACAAAGUACACCGCAGACCUGUACUAAGUUCGUUCGAUCAUUGGGGUUCGAGAUGAAUAUAUUCGAAACGACAUUGGGAAAUGACGAAUGUGUUUACAUUUCAAAACAUCCACCCAAUCUGACCAGCAUUGCAUCCGGUCACUGUUUCAGUAGAGCCGAGCACGAAUCCCCUGGAUUGGCACAUGGAGAGAUCAAAACGACCUUUUCCGCGAUCGUUCUGCAACCAGAAGGAAGAAUUACCGCCCUUUCUGGUUGUAUAGAUCUUCUCUCAGAAAGACUGAAGCGUUCUCUGAGAAGUGGCUGUGCUGUAAAGACCACACAAACAGCCCCAUGUGACUUUGAAGUUGCCUUCAACGGUGAGGAUGCCCAGAUUGCGUCAUCAUUCCCGGUUCCAGUCUGUGGUGAAAGAAGUAAAAUUCGCAUUGCAAGAAAGUCUUGUUACAUAGAGGUGGAAGCACCUCUACAUUGGAGUGUAUGGACGAGUUUUCCAGUGUUUUCUCCCUCGUGUAUAUGGGGGAGAACUGCCAAUGUACAUCAUAUCGACAUGAGAGUGUUACCAGUACUGGAUCGAAAUCGCCAUGAUCAACUCAAAUGGCUGUCGCCGCACGUAGCAGGCAUGUUUUCCAAACACGAACGAAAACAACGUGAGCAAUCCUUGUCCGUGGUGAGUGCCAUACCGCCAGAUGCCCGAGUGGGCUUCAAAGACUCGCUGUUCUCUCUGUUCAUGCAUUUUACUGGAAUUCAGGGAAGACAAUCACAUAUAUUCGGCUUGGACAAUCCAACUGGAGGCGGAGUUCACUUUCUCAUUUUUGUGUCUUGCAUAAGACUAGAUCUUGGCAGUCAAACUGUCGUGCUCGACACGGGUGUAUUGCCAAUCACCGAGAGUCUCGUCCCCCGUAUUGCAAAGUUCUUGUCAGCAGUCACUGAGAAAGGAUUUUGCAGUAUCAGAGUCGAUGAUGAAGAACUCAAACUCUGGAGACAGACCCUGCCGUCGUUUACGGAGAGAUGUAGGAUCUGGAAACACCAUCCUGCAUGCAACCGUGAUGCAGGAUGCAUCCAACAGACUCAAGAUGACGUCAACGAUGUGUUUUGUGCCUGUGGCCGUGGCUUUCUUCCCGAAGAUUUUGUUCCAGAUGUUCCAAAUUGGGCUGAUGUACGUGGGCUAGUUACUGGAGCGGCUAUAUCCCCAAUAUUCUCGGUUCCCAUGAUUGACCCGCCAUUCGAUGGUUUACUAAAUCUAGACCCAGUACAAGGAGGUUGUACGGUAUGUGGGAAAGGAAGAUCUAUUGGUGGAGGAAAACUCUUGAAAUGUAGCGCGUGUCAUAUCACUAAAUAUUGCUCCUCGAACUGUCAAAAGUCUGACUGGAGGAGCCAUAAGCGUAUUUGUAAAAAGUGA